Brassica rapa (field mustard) is the source of this 2673-nucleotide messenger RNA. RefSeq names its product putative F-box protein At1g47790. The record is from RefSeq and is a predicted model, not a curated record. Gene Ontology annotation, molecular function: protein binding. Lineage: Eukaryota; Viridiplantae; Streptophyta; Magnoliopsida; Brassicales; Brassicaceae.
CUGAAAACCUGUGACCAGCAUGCUGAAAGAAGAGACCAGCGGGGCUUUUAGCUGCACGAUCAGACUUCUUACUAACCUGAUGGAUCGUUAAACAAACCAAACAUGAGGUUCUCGAACUGGGAAAACAAACUUAAACUUUGUGUCUUGAGUACUUUUCUUUAGUUCGAUUCAAUCGCACAUACAAGUCGAACUCAAUCGUAAAAGUGGUAUCAGGCUCGUUAGUUUCCGCAUACUCAAGAAUCAAGAUAACAGAUCAAGGCAGUUGAAACAUUCAAGAAGGAGCAUUCUCAGCAAGAAGAGAGUACAGAUCAAGGUUCGAAACUUAUCUGUAUUAUCUGUGUGUUGUAGAGGAUUCUUGAAGCUUGUUCGUCAGUAGCUGUAGCUGGAUCUGAUUUGAAGCGUUCUAUGGAAAUGUGCUUAUAAGUUAUAACCCCACCCCCCCCCCCCCCCCCCCCAAAAAAAAAAAACAAUUAUUGUGGUUUAUUUGUCGUCUGUUUUUUUUCAUACAUCAAUCAUGACCAACCAUCUUAACUUUUAUUUUUGUGUCCAUGUUUAGAGUGGUUGUAAAAGUGUUUUCGGCAUAAUUUCAAUUUAUUUGAAAUGAAAACUAAGUAAUACAAGGGAGAUCUCACUGAUUACUCAUCGUUGAAACAUUAUACGAGAGAUUAGGACUUUCUAAGGUUUUUGUUGUGUUUCUUUUUCUAUACGUAAAUUAGGUUUUAGUAUUUUUGCCUUUUUGUUUUAUGUUAGAUUAUAUAUUUUUUUAAUAUAUAUACAAGGGUCGAUCUCUUAUGAUCAAAUUAGGGCUUUGAGUAAAAUAUGGAGCCAAAAGAAAAGAAGAAGAGGAAAACACGCUACCGAAAGGGAAGAACACAAUCGAUUCCUACCGACCUAACCAUAGAGAUACUCUCAAGGCUGCCUGAGAAAUCUGUUGCUAGGUUCAGUUGUGUGUCCAAGCUUUGGUCAUCAAUCACCUCCGACCCAUCUUUCCCACGGCCGCGCCUUCUACUCUGUUUCCAAAAAUAUGACGACUCGGACUUGUAUGUUUCCUCUAUUCCACAACACACUCAGAACUCGAACAGGUCCUACUCUUCUUCUCUGUCUUUUGAUCAUCAUCAUAUGAUGAAGCUCCCAAGUUGUUAUAAUCGGUUCUCAUCUAAGGAAUCUGUCCAUGGCUUGAUCUGCUUUCAAGAAUCAGAAAACCCGAUAGUCUGGAACCAUAGCACGAGACAGUUCAUAGCUUUACCAAUUUUACCCAUACCAUGUAAGGACUGGAAAAAGACAACACUGUUGUUAGGAUAUGAUCCCAUUGAAGGUAAACAUAAAGUAGUGUGCCUUCCCUUUAAAAGGACUUGUUAUGUGUGUCGAGUUUUUACAUUGGGAUCAGCUCAAAAAUCAUGGAGAAAUGUCAAAACUAAUAUUACGCAUCGUCCCACCAGUGAUACAUAUGAGCGAUACAUCGAGGGUGUGAUAUAUUAUCUAGCAUCUGGUGUUGUAAUGAGCUUUGAUGUCAGAUCUGAAAAGUUCGAUAUGAUAAAACUACCUUCGGGAUACUUUUCGGGACUGCUGAUAACAUAUAAGGGAAGGUUGGCUUUUCUUAGUAGAAUGAGUUAUAGAACAAAAAAUAGAAGAUUAUGGAUUUUGGAGGAUGCACAGAAACACAUAUGGUCGGGACAAGACUUUCUUUCACCUUUUGCUGAUUUAGAUUAUCUGAGUUUCAAACUAACAGGUUUCACUCAUGUUGGCGAGUUUAUUUUUGUUCCAACAAGGCGUAGCCAAUCGUCUUAUAUUUUACUAUGCGAUCCGGUGAAAAACAGCUGGAGAAAAUUUGAAUUUAAGGGAUUAGCAGACCAGGUAUCUCUCCAUAAUGAACACCGACCUUAUGCGCUCCAUGUUUUCCCGAAUCACAUUGAUAGUCAAGUGUCUUUGUAACAGUUUACUGCUGUUUUCGUUUUUCCUUUGAAUGAUAUUCUUAUGCAACUUUGGCUCUCAACGUCUCUACAAAAUAUGACUAAAUCUCUGCUGUUCGACUUAGUCGUAAAAGCUUAUGCAACUUUGGCUCUCAACGUCACUACAAAAUGUGACUAAAUCUCUGCUGUUUGACUUUGUCGUAAAAGCUUUAUCUACUCAUUCAAGUUUCGACUCGAAUUCGCUGUCAACUUACUUUGAAGAAUUAUCAUGUUUAAUUUUUUUUGCUGUUGUAGUUUGUUUUUCUUUUUCAAGAAGAUGCUUAAUUCCCUCUUGUGAUUGUAGUCCAAGAGAUUAAUCUAAUGAAAGCAAGUUGUGUUAAAAAAAAUUCUUAUGCAACUUUAUGAUAUUUUUUAUAGUUAUAUUUUUCGAGUCUUUACUUUGAUUCUAUCUAUACAUUUAAGCAUAGAAAAUAAUUUGAAUAUAGUUUCUAGUUAUACAGAAAAGGCAAAAACACCAAAAUCGAAAUUAAAAUGGAUUAGUAAUUGUUUUCUUAUUCGGAAACACAACAAAACUGAAACCAGUUUUCAAAACACAAACUAAAGAAGAAGAUAGUAUUCCUCGCUAAAACGACAACUAAACCGCAUUAGUUUUACCACAUAGGCGAUAAGAUAGAUGGAUAGACAAUGUUAUAUUUUUGUUUCUUUUCCCUCAAGGUUUAGAGGCACAUGUCAUAACAUGCGACUUGAACGUUUCCAACUCUGC